AUGCAGUUCAUCACUGUUGCACUGUCGCUCUUUGCCGCCUUCGCUGCGGCCCAGAACUCCACAUCCACCUCGCUGCCCAACCUCGUCUCGGAGCUGCCCCAGUGCGCCCUCGGGUGCCUCAACGACUCGGCAAACUCGGCCGGAUGCGCCGUGACCGACUUCACCUGCCUCUGUGGAACUGGCAAAUCGAAGUUCAUAAAUGCCAUAGGUACAUGCGUCACUUUAUCAGCCAAAUGUUCAAGCGAGGACAUUAAGAAUGCCACCCAGCUAGCCCCUGAAAUCUGUAGCGCCGCUACCACCGAUCCCGACCCUACCGCUGUCGCCUCAGCAUCCAAUAUUGUCGCCUCGGCAGUAGCUUCGGAGACGGCAUCAUCUGCACCUGGAGUUCCCGUCCGGUCCGAAGUCGGUUUGGGACUGCUCAGUGCAGUUGCCUUUGCAGCUUUUGCCUUGUAG
This is a messenger RNA of Anthostomella pinea, 453 nucleotides long. The record is from the annotation of a GenBank genome assembly. Lineage: Eukaryota; Fungi; Ascomycota; Sordariomycetes; Xylariales; Xylariaceae.